ACCAAAUUCACCCUUACGUGUCAAAAUUCGUGCAAAAGACAGUGAACGACGAUUCAGGCGUGUGGACGAGUUGGAUAACGCCCACACGUGUGGGCGUUAGUGUUUUUGUAAAAUAAAACAGUCGCAUCAUAAAUAAAUAAAUAAAUAAAUAAAUAAAAAUAGCGACGGGAUGGACUGUGGACGUUCAACGGUCUUGGCGCGCGUAGCAGCAAAAGUAGCGACCGGAUUCCCAAAUCGCAAGUUCCAGGAGCAGGGAGCAACCAUGGAGAUCUCGCACCUCGCGUACGUGCUCCUCUUCCUCUCCGCCGCCGUCGUACUUUAUGUCCAGCGCCGCCGAGCUUCUCCGUCGAGAACGGCCAACUGGCCUCACCCGAACCCCGUCCUGGGCAACACCGUGGAGUUCAUCCGCAACCGCGGGAGGUUUUUCGACUGGUACGCCGACAUGCUGCGCGCGUCGCCGUCCAGCACCAUCGAGGCGUGGGGGGCCCUGGGCGCCAGCCACGCCGUGACCACCGCCGACCCGGCCGCCGUCGACCACCUGCUGCGCGCCAGCUUCGCCAACUACAACCGCGGCGCGCAAUUCCGCGCCGCGCAGUCCGAUCUCAUCGGCGAUGGCCUCUUCGGCGCCGAUGGCCGCCUCUGGAGUCUCCAGCGCAAGCUCGCGUCGUACGCUUUCUCCUCCCGCUCGCUACGGCGUUUCACCGAGGACGUCCUCACUGUCCACCUCGGCCGCCGCUUCCUGCCGUUCCUCGAUGCCGCCGCGGGGUCCGGCGAGGCCGUCGACCUGCAGGAGGCUCUGCGUCGGUUCGCGUUCGACAACAUCUGCCACGUCGCCUUCGGCGUCGAGAGCUCCACGCUCCUCGAGUGGGGUGACCCCCGGCACCAGGCGCUCUUCGCGGCGUUCGACACGGCCGUCGAGAUCUCCUUCAUGAGGACGUUGAACGCGCCCACACCGGUGCGGAAGCUCACGAAGCUUCUCAACAUCGGCCAGUCGCGCCGGCUCCGAGAAGCCGUCGGCGUCAUAGACGACCACGCCAUGUCCGUCAUCGAAGCCAAGGGGGUGAGCCAGAGAAACAGCCGCGAUGAGGGCGACCCGGACCUGCUCUCCCGGUUCAUGGCGGCCAUGGACGAGGAGGACGGCGGCGGUGACCUCGCCGCCAUGUUCCCUACGCCGGAGGCCAGGCGCCGGUUCCUGCGGGACGUGGUCGUCAGCUUCGUUCUCGCCGGCAAGGACACGACGACCUCGGCCCUGACGUGGUUCUUCUGGCUCCUCGCCGCGAACCCGCGGUGCGAGCAGCGCGUCCACGACGAGGUGUCGCGGUCGCCGGACGGCAACGUGAAAGGCAUGCACUACCUGCACGCCGCGAUCACCGAGGCGAUGCGCCUGUACCCGCCGGUUCCCUUCAACGGGCGGAUAGCCGUCGCGGACGACGUCCUCCCGGACGGCACAGUGGUGCGCGCUGGCUGGUUCGCCAACUACUCGGCGUACGCGAUGGGGCGGAUGGAGAAGCUGUGGGGCGAGAACUUCAUGGAGUUCGCGCCGGAGCGCUGGCUCGGUGACAGCGGCGAGUUCGCGCCAGUGGACGCGGCGCGGUAUCCGGUGUUCCACGCCGGGCCGCGUGCGUGCCUCGGGAAGGAGAUGGCCUACAUGCAGAUGAAGACGGUGGCGUCAGCCGUCCUUCGGAGGGUCAGGUUGAACGUGG
This is a messenger RNA of Triticum urartu, 1703 nucleotides long. RefSeq names its product cytochrome P450 CYP94D108. Gene Ontology annotation, molecular function: monooxygenase activity; iron ion binding; oxidoreductase activity, acting on paired donors, with incorporation or reduction of molecular oxygen. NCBI's taxonomy places the organism in Eukaryota, Viridiplantae, Streptophyta, Magnoliopsida, Poales, Poaceae. The record is from RefSeq and is a predicted model, not a curated record.